Molecule: messenger RNA, 1161 nt
Organism: Didymella exigua CBS 183.55
Lineage: Eukaryota; Fungi; Ascomycota; Dothideomycetes; Pleosporales; Didymellaceae
Exons: 1
Coding region: 1-1161 (386 amino acids)
Biological process (GO): amino acid transmembrane transport
Cellular component (GO): vacuolar membrane
Molecular function (GO): amino acid transmembrane transporter activity
Source: RefSeq, a predicted model, not a curated record
AUGGUCCCUGGUGUUCUCCUCACGAUCGGACUCGGCGCUGUCGCCAUCUUCACCAGCUACAUCGUUGGUCAAGUCAAGCUAAAGUACCCCGAGGUCGCCUCCUACGCAGAUGCUGGUCGUCUCCUCCUCGGCCGUGUCGGUUAUGAGCUCUUCGGUGCGGCUCUCGUCCUCGAACUUGUCAUGGUCGUCGGUUCCCACGCCUUGACUGGAAGCAUCGCCCUCAUCAACAUCAACGGUGGCCAUGUUUGCUCGAUCGCCUUCUCCGCCGUCUCCGCUGUUAUCCUCUUGAUCCUUGCCAUCCCGCCCUCUUUCUCGGAAGUCGCGAUCCUAGGUUACAUCGAUUUCGCAUCCAUCCUGAUCGCGAUCGGCAUCACUAUCAUCGCGACUGGCAUUCAAGCCGGCGAUCAGAUCGGCGGAAUGUCUGCCGUCGACUGGUCUGCGUGGCCUAAGGAAAAUCUUUCCUUUUCUGAAGCCUUCGUCGCCGUGUCCAAUGUCAUCUUUGCAUUCAGUUUCGCCAUCGGCCAGUUCAGUUUCAUGGACGAGAUGCACACGCCCCAGGAAUACAUGAAAUCCAUCUGGGCCUCUGGCACGAUCCAGAUCUGCAUCUACACGCUCACCGGCGCGUUGUGCUACGCCUUCAUUGGCAAAGACGUCCAGUCACCCGCGUUGUUGUCUGCGGGUCCCCUGCUCUCGAAGGUUGCAUUUGGUGUCGCGCUGCCGGUUAUCUUCAUCUCGGGCUCAAUCAACACCACCGUUGCCCUGCGCUACAUCCACGGCCGCAUGUUCAAGAACUCGGUGCUGAGGUACAUCAAUACGGCCGCAGGCUGGGCGUCGUGGAUCGUGCUCGUCGUCAUCUUCACCAUCAUAGCAUGGAUCAUCGCCGAAGCCAUCCCCAUCUUCUCCGACCUGCUGUCGCUGGCUUCCGCGCUCUUCGUGUCUGGGUUCUCGUUCUGGAUCCCCGCGGUCAUGUGGUUUUGCUUGCUCCGCGUUGGAAGCCCGUUUGCGAAGGAGAAUCUGGCUACGAGCACUGCGUGCUUGUUGGCGUUUGUCAUCGGUAUUGUCACGCUGGGUGCGGGAUCGUAUGCGACGAUUGCGGAUAUCAUCAAGCUUACAACGAACGGUAGCGCGCAUAGUCCGUUCACUUGCCGCUCGACUAGCUAG